GGCCGCUCGCGCCCGCCGCCUAUCGCGAGUCGCGCACGCGCGUCCGGGACUGCCUGCCCCUCUCUGUGACUCGCCUGUGCGUGUGAGUGUAUGUAUGUGUGCGUGUAUAUGUGUGUGUGUGUGUGUGCGCGCGCGCGCGGGUGAGCGUGGAGAGAGCGAGAAGAGCGCGCGAGAGGGUGAGUGUGUGUGAGUGCAUGGGAGGGUGCUGAAUACUCCGAGACACGGGGACCACAGCGGCGGCUCUGCUGAAAACUGCAUCCAGCCAUCCUCCGGACUUCGCGAGCCGGCACAGGGUGCAGGGCAUCGGCAGCCACCAGCAGAAUCUGGGAAAUAGGGAUUCUUCUGCCUCCACUUCAGGUUUUUAGAAGCUUGGUGCUAAAUUGCCGUCUCAAAAUGCAGAGGAUCUAAUUUGCUGAGGAGAACAGCCAAAGAAGGAAGAGAGGAAAAGGAGAGAGAGAGAGAAAAAAAAGGGUAUUUUGUGGAUGCUCUACUUUUCUUGGAAAUGCAAAAGAUUAUGCAUAUUUCUGUCCUCCUUUCUCCUGUUUUGUGGGGACUGAUUUUUGGUGUCUCUUCUAACAGCAUACAGAUAGGGGGGCUAUUUCCUAGGGGCGCUGAUCAAGAAUACAGUGCAUUUCGGGUAGGAAUGGUUCAGUUUUCCACUUCGGAGUUCAGACUGACACCCCACAUCGACAAUUUGGAGGUGGCCAACAGCUUCGCAGUCACCAAUGCUUUCUGCUCCCAGUUUUCAAGAGGAGUCUAUGCUAUUUUUGGGUUUUAUGACAAGAAGUCUGUAAACACCAUCACCUCAUUUUGUGGAACGCUGCAUGUCUCCUUCAUCACACCCAGCUUCCCCACCGAUGGUACACAUCCCUUUGUCAUCCAGAUGAGACCCGACCUCAAAGGAGCUCUGCUUAGCUUGAUUGAAUACUAUCAAUGGGACAAGUUUGCAUACCUCUAUGACAGUGACAGAGGCUUAUCAACGCUGCAAGCUGUGCUAGAUUCCGCUGCUGAAAAGAAAUGGCAAGUGACUGCUAUCAAUGUGGGAAACAUCAACAAUGACAAGAAAGAUGAGACCUACCGGUCGCUUUUUCAGGAUCUGGAGUUAAAAAAGGAACGACGUGUAAUUCUGGACUGUGAACGGGAUAAAGUAAAUGACAUUGUAGACCAGGUUAUUACCAUUGGAAAACACGUUAAAGGGUACCACUACAUCAUCGCAAAUCUGGGCUUUACAGAUGGAGACCUGCUCAAAAUUCAGUUUGGAGGUGCAAACGUCUCCGGAUUCCAGAUAGUGGACUAUGAUGAUUCCUUGGUGUCUAAGUUUAUAGAAAGAUGGUCAACACUGGAAGAAAAAGAAUACCCUGGAGCACACACGACGACCAUUAAGUACACUUCUGCGCUGACCUAUGAUGCCGUUCAAGUGAUGACUGAAGCUUUCCGCAACCUACGGAAGCAGAGAAUUGAAAUCUCCCGCAGGGGGAAUGCAGGAGACUGUCUGGCAAACCCAGCCGUGCCUUGGGGACAAGGUGUGGAAAUAGAAAGGGCCCUCAAACAGGUUCAGGUUGAAGGUCUCUCAGGAAAUAUAAAGUUUGACCAGAAUGGCAAAAGAAUAAACUAUACAAUUAACAUCAUGGAGCUCAAAACUAAUGGGCCUCGGAAGAUUGGCUACUGGAGUGAAGUGGACAAAAUGGUUGUUACUCUAACUGAGCUUCCUUCUGGAAAUGACACCUCUGGGCUUGAGAAUAAGACUGUCGUUGUCACCACAAUUUUGGAAUCCCCAUAUGUUAUGAUGAAGAAAAAUCAUGAGAUGCUUGAAGGGAAUGAACGUUAUGAGGGCUACUGUGUUGACUUGGCUGCAGAAAUCGCCAAACAUUGUGGGUUCAAGUACAAGCUGACAAUUGUCGGGGAUGGCAAGUAUGGGGCCAGGGAUGCAGACACGAAAAUUUGGAAUGGGAUGGUUGGAGAACUUGUAUAUGGGAAAGCUGACAUUGCAAUUGCUCCAUUAACUAUAACCCUUGUGAGAGAAGAGGUGAUUGACUUCUCAAAGCCCUUUAUGAGCCUCGGGAUAUCUAUCAUGAUCAAGAAGCCUCAGAAGUCCAAACCAGGAGUGUUUUCAUUUCUUGAUCCUUUAGCCUAUGAGAUCUGGAUGUGCAUUGUUUUUGCCUACAUUGGGGUCAGUGUAGUUUUAUUCCUGGUCAGCAGAUUUAGCCCCUACGAGUGGCACACUGAGGAGUUUGAAGAUGGAAGAGAAACACAAAGUAGUGAAUCAACUAAUGAAUUUGGGAUUUUUAAUAGUCUCUGGUUUUCCUUGGGUGCCUUUAUGCAGCAAGGAUGCGAUAUUUCGCCAAGAUCCCUCUCUGGGCGCAUUGUUGGAGGUGUGUGGUGGUUCUUUACCCUGAUCAUAAUCUCCUCCUACACGGCUAACUUAGCUGCCUUCCUGACUGUAGAGAGGAUGGUGUCUCCCAUCGAAAGUGCUGAGGAUCUUUCUAAGCAAACAGAAAUUGCUUAUGGAACAUUAGACUCUGGCUCCACUAAAGAGUUUUUCAGGAGAUCUAAAAUUGCCGUGUUUGAUAAAAUGUGGACGUACAUGAGAAGCGCAGAGCCCUCUGUGUUUGUGAGGACUACAGCUGAAGGGGUAGCGAGAGUCAGAAAGUCCAAAGGGAAGUACGCCUACCUGCUGGAGUCCACCAUGAACGAGUACAUUGAGCAGAGGAAGCCCUGUGAUACCAUGAAAGUGGGCGGGAACCUGGAUUCCAAAGGCUAUGGCAUCGCGACGCCUAAAGGAUCCUCAUUAAGAAAUGCGGUUAACCUCGCAGUACUAAAACUGAAUGAACAAGGCCUGUUGGACAAAUUGAAAAACAAAUGGUGGUACGACAAAGGAGAGUGCGGCAGCGGGGGAGGUGAUUCCAAGGAAAAGACCAGUGCCCUCAGUCUGAGCAACGUUGCCGGAGUGUUCUACAUCCUUGUCGGGGGCCUUGGUUUGGCAAUGCUGGUGGCUUUGAUUGAGUUCUGUUACAAGUCAAGGGCCGAGGCGAAAAGAAUGAAGAUGACCUUGAACGAUGCCAUGAGGAGCAAGGCAAGGCUGUCAAUUACAGGAAGUACUGGAGAAAAUGGACGUGUUAUGACUCCAGAAUUUCCAAAAGCAGUGCAUGCUGUCCCUUACGUGAGUCCUGGCAUGGGAAUGAAUGUCAGUGUGACUGAUCUCUCGUGAUUGAUAAGAACCUUUUGAGUGCCUUACACGAUGGUUUUCUUGUGUGUUUAUUGUCAAAGUGGUGAGAGGCAUCCAGUAUCUUGAAGACUUUUCUUUCAGCCAAGAAUUCUUAACUAUGUGGAGUUCAUCUUGAAUUGUAAGGAAUGAUUAAUUAAAAACACAACAUCUUUUUCUACUCGAGUUACAGACGAACCUUGGUGGACAUGCACAGCUACCACGGAAGAACUAUAAUUUGACUGAAGUCUUUGUACAGACAACAAACCUGUUUCUGCAGCCACUAUUGUUAGUCUCUUGAUUCAUAAUGACUUAAGCACACUUGACAUCAACUGCAUCAAGAUGUGACAUGUUUUAUAAAAAAAGACAAAAACAGUGAGAAUAAAAAAAUAUUUUUAGGUAUUUUCACAAACUGGCUUUUAAAUAAAUUUGCUUCCAUAUGGGUUGGAUAAGACAGAAAAAAAAAACAAACAAUUAAACUGAGCGGGAAGUGAUCGAAAAGGAUUUAGGGAUCAGUUCUGUAUUUUUCAAAGCCAAAUAUGUAAAUGCUAAGGAAGGAAAACAAACAGGAGAUUCCAAUCUCGUAAUUUAAUAUUGUUAUUAAAACUUUAAUGUAUCCUAUUCUUUAACAUUUGGUGUUAAUAUAAAAAUUACUUGGCAAUGCUUGACAUUUGAAAUAAACAUUUUUCUACUGUUUUAUUUGCAAGUGGUCCAAUUAAUUUUGCUUAGCUACAGUUUGGUCAUAAAUCAAGCGAGUUUAAAGACACUACCCAGUUGUUAGGUUCCCAGAGAAAACAUCCCCCUUUUAAAAAGGCCGGGAGAUUUUACAAAUCUAAAUCUGCCCCUUAAUAGUAUCUGAGUCUGUUUUUCAUACAUCUCACCAUAUAUAAAUAAAUAUUUGUUAACACAAAGCAUUUAAUCUAUGUAGAUAAAUGCUAAUAGAUCUAAAAAGCUAAUAUUAAAAAAAUAAAUAUCAGAAUAGGUGAGAUUCCAUUUUUCUGGUGUUUGAGCUUACAGAAGUAUUAGUAGUAGGUGAAGUCAGAUAUGCCUUUAAAGUAGCUUUCUAGAUAGUUGUCCACUGAUCAAAUCUUAUAAACUUAAACUUUUCGUUUUACAAUUAUAAUAGCUGUUGUAAACUUUAUAUAUCAUGAGUAUUUUAAACACGUUUGAGUCCCCUGAAAUGUAGUUUCAUCCCAUGGCCAUCAAUAAAACAACCCUAUUGUAUUAUUUUUAUAUUUAUUCUGCUGGUGGGAUGGCUACUUUAAUACGCCCAGCGUGGAAAAAAUACCACAUUUCCGUAACAUUGGACUAAAGACCAUCUAUUUCUCUAGGCAAUAAAUUUAAAGUAUCUACCUUUCCCUUCAUAAAAUACCUUUUAUUUCCUAUAAAGCCCCCCAAAUUCAUAAUUUAAAGUUUAAUCAAUUACAAACAAAAACAUCUGAUAGUUAUUUUUAAUAUUUGUUUUCUUAUUAUUUCUGCAAGUAAGCCUUUGAUAUUUACAAAGUUAAAAUGUUCUUAUUUAUUAUAUUUCAAAGAAGGGAAGGAAAACUGUAGGGCUGAACAGUAACCGCUUGCACCAGACAUGGUGGCACGUGGUAUCAGGGUAUUCUUCACUAAAUUUAACUGUCCCUAAUGACAAAUUCCAAAAUAAUACAAUAUAAUUUUAGUGCAUUUCUCCUCAUCCUGAAUGUUGGAGGUGCAUUUUAAGUUUAAAUAAUAAAGGCUAGAAUGACCAAAUUGCAGACUAAUUGUUUCCAUAUUGUACUUCAAACGAGUUUUUAAAAAUGAACCAGAUACGACUAUAGAUACUUAAUGCUGUUUAUUGUACCUCUGGGCCUACUCUUCUAAAAAUUGUAGCUUAUCAAUUUUUCUCUGUCAAGCUUGAACUUAUGUAAAUACCUGAAAUAAUGUAAAGUUAUAUUUUCAUGUUUUUAUAGAUACAUGACAAGAAUACAUAAUGUAAGAGUAUUUCAACUACGGAUAAUGUUGACUGGAUAAUGCACAUCUCAGUUACAGUCAGUAAUCAUAGUUUAAUAUCCAUGUAACGGUGCAUCAGUAUAUUGCUAUAUAAAUAUGUCUGUGUGCAUAUUAGUGAAAAGUGGUCAAACGAGAGUGAUGACAGCUGUCUAAAGGUUUUUUUAUUCAUUUUAUAUAAAAACUGUUAUGGAAAGACCAAAAUGUUUAUGAACUAUUCUUAUGUAAAUUUACAACUGUCCUUUACUGUACUUUUCGUUUACCGUAUAGUACCUUAUUUUCUGCUGUGUUAAGUGAGUGUCAGACUCCAAGGAGACAUACACUUUCUACAACUUCUAUUGAAGAUAUUGGAAGUUCCAAUUUUUCAUGUGUACUAUGUCAAAAAUGCUUUUGAUUUCAUUUUUAAAUCUAACAUCGGAUGGCUUUUCCGGAGUGUUGUAAAAAUUUCAAUCAUACAUAAAACAUGUUCUUACAAAAGGCAAAGAUCUUUAUUAUUUGUUUUUACUAUUAAGUACUUCCAACUGAUAAUAAUGGGAAACCAAAAAGUGUAUUUAACUUUAUUCCAAAACAAACACAACUGUUUCUUCUGUUGGAGGAGAUCUUUGCUCAGUUUCUGUAUCAGCUGGGUACAAAAUGUAAUAGGAAAAGACAUAACUGUUUUGUAAGCUAAAAUGAUUAAUAAUUCUGGUUUCCAUACCUACAAUCUUUAGGUGUUUGGGGCAUAUGUAGAUAUACAGGUAUCAAUUACAUUACUUAUUUUUGACUGAUACACUCGGCUGCUAGAAUACCGCACAUUGCUACCAUCGGCCAUCCCCCGGUAUAUUGUCAGCUUAGCUGCAGUGACAGUCAUAUUAAAGGGCCAAAAGUUAACUUCCUUUAAAAAUUCUAUGAUUUGCAUCAGAAUAUAAAUCUAUUUAUUGUUUUACUCGAAGAGCAUAUUAAUGAUAAACUACAACUCUUGCCGUUUUUAGUGAAGUAUUUUUACAAAGGUGAUCAUUCUAAUAUAUUAAAAAAUCCUAUUCACAUAUAUUUCCAAAUUAUUAAGACAUUUUAGUUUUUUAAAAUUGCAAGUUAAUUUCUGUUACUUUUGUGGAUUUUCAUAUAUGUAAUGUUUAUUACAAGUAUAAAUGCAUUUGCCUAAAAAUAGUUAUCUGACCUUUAAAUCUGCACAUACUCUAAAUAUUUUGGUUGUCUUGAUAAUUAAUAGAGCAAAUAAAGAAAAGAAUUAACAAUAUAACAACCCGACAGGAUCAUUUCCAAUACAAUACCAUGGAAAUAUAAUUGAAGAAACACUUGUUGAAAUGAAACAGGACACAACCCAAAGUGAUUUCUUUUCUCUCUUCUCGUAAUUCCUUAACUCAACAUAUCCUAGAAGUAUUGUUCUAUCAAAUUUAAACAAAUAAGUAUUACUUUUAUUUUAGAAUGAAUUUCUGGGUGUUUAAACUUGUUUCUUGCUGGGUAGAGUUGAUUAUGUAUUGCGUUCUGAAAUCUUGCUAGUCUGGCAUAUAAACUGAAAUGUCAUUCAGGCAGAUAUUCCUUUUAACUCAAAUGAAAUGAGUAUUAAUAGUUAUUCUUAAUGAAUUAGUCACAUAAGUUGUCUAUAUGAUAAAUUGUAAUUCAUAAUGUGAGAUUAUUAAUAAUAUUCUAGGGGCUUUGGAGAGUUCAUUGGUUAUGUUUCAUAAAUCUUAUAUGAACUCUAAACAAGCUUAUUGAAGGAAAUAUCAAAAUGACAUAAAUUGGAGUUUAAAAGCAGAGUAAAUUUUAUGCAAGGAGUUCUAAUACUUAAAAUUGGUUUAAUUUUAAUUACCAACACAAAAGAUGGGUAAGUAUAAUUGAAUCAUCACGAUAAGGUUGAAGGGAAAUUUAGAGAUGCAUUAAAAAGGUUUGUCCAAGUUGUAUCAUAUUUAAACGGGGGGGGAGGGUAUAUUUAUUUUCCUAAUGUGUUGUUUUGCCUAGCUAGAACAGACAGCAGGAAAUUCCAUUAGGUACUAAUCAGUAAACUAUAUGUUCUCCAUUUCUAUGUUUUAAAACAACUCAUGGAGAGCAUAUGACACUCUAUGUGCACACAGGUUCCAACAUGUUUAUAUAAACAUGGUGAUGGUCAAACACACAGACUAACAAUGCCCUAAGAUCUGAUGAAUACAGGAAAGAGCAAAUCUGGAUCAUAAGAGCUUGUUUUUGAGUCUUACAUCGUGUCUGUUCAUUUCCUUCUUGCU
This is a messenger RNA of Nycticebus coucang (slow loris), 7392 nucleotides long. It is a transcript of the gene GRIA2, whose product is annotated as glutamate ionotropic receptor AMPA type subunit 2. Gene Ontology annotation, molecular function: transmitter-gated monoatomic ion channel activity involved in regulation of postsynaptic membrane potential; AMPA glutamate receptor activity. Gene Ontology annotation, biological process: modulation of chemical synaptic transmission; synaptic transmission, glutamatergic; monoatomic ion transport. The record is from RefSeq and is a predicted model, not a curated record. The transcript is spliced from 16 exons. Gene Ontology annotation, cellular component: plasma membrane; dendritic spine; postsynaptic membrane. NCBI's taxonomy places the organism in Eukaryota, Metazoa, Chordata, Mammalia, Primates, Lorisidae. Bases 503 to 3208 code for a protein of 901 amino acids.